Gallus gallus (chicken) is the source of this 1857-nucleotide messenger RNA. Its product is annotated as coiled-coil domain-containing protein 81-like. The transcript has 9 exons. The record is from RefSeq and is a predicted model, not a curated record. Lineage: Eukaryota; Metazoa; Chordata; Aves; Galliformes; Phasianidae. Gene Ontology annotation, cellular component: centrosome. Bases 50 to 1477 code for a protein of 475 amino acids.
CCUGCAUCCUGAAGAGCAUCCAGCAGAGGACUGGAAGCGUCUGGAAGGGAUGAGCUCCCACAUGGCUGUCGCCAACAAGGAGCAACCCGCUGUCGUGAGACGGACCAAGAUAAGGUUCUGGGAGGAUGGCCCCUCAACGCACUAUGCUUUGAGAAUGCCAAAUGUCACCACCAAAGAGCGAGUAGCUGUCUGGGAUGCGGUGGCCAUCUACGUGCAACAGCAUCUCCUGCUGCGCAAGGGGGUCCGAAUUCCAUCCCUCGGCUCCUUCGACAUCGUCUGCAAAUGGUUCAAGGCUAAGGGUGAGACUGUGAUUGUGCAGUGGCCUGAGUUUCGCCUGGCCAGGAACCUUGUGGAAAAACACAACCUUGUGUACGAUAAAGAAUACCUGCCAGGCCAUAGGGAGGUGGAGCCCCUCAAAUGCGCUGAGGUGGCCGCAGCCGCAUCGGUGUCCUGGCAGACAGGGGAGGCCUGCAUAUACGGCACCACGUCCCUCGUCUCCCACUGCCUGACGAAGGGGGAGAACAUUGCCUUUGUCCUGAAGGACAUAGGAGUUCUCCUCAUUGAUGGAACACGAGUUCAAAUGAAAUACUACCGCGACUUCCUGGAGAGGAUCUGUGGGAAGGAGGACCUAAAAAUAGCUCUUUCCAAGGUCCCCUGCUUGAGGGACAUGGUGGUUUCCCGGGUGGCGGUGUUGGCCUCCCUGACGUUCUCCGGACGGGUCAUCGUCUUUCCCAAGUUUCAACAGGAGUUCGUACCAAAACCACCUCCCAGGAAACCCCACGAGGCCUCAGAAGUCCCUCCGGACCAGGGCAAGAAAGGGACAUUCCCUGAAUUGCCUCCCUUGCCCGGCUGCGUCCGUGUUACUUUUCUACAAGACCCGGGAUCCAGGAAGAAAUCAGGUGUCACCACCAAGAAGUCCAGUCAGCUGCCAGCAACCCCAGAGGGGUCUUCUACCAGAACGCAGCCCGGGAAAAAGAAAGAGGGAAAAUCCACUGCGAAAAGCAAAGCAAAGAAGAUGGGUCCUGCAAAGGCAGUGGAACCAAAGAGUUACACAGAAGAACACAGAGCAGUGAAAGUCCCCACUCAAGGAGGAGUGCCAGAAAAGGCACAAGCAAACCUCCAGAGCCAUAGUGGAGCCCCAUCCCCGGUGCAAACACCAAUAGCAUCUCUAUGGUGUCGGAGCUCUGAGACCAGCCUUCUCCAGGAGCCCAACGACAAUAAGUCUGGACAGCAUCCACCGGGAUCCACGUCACAAAAACUGCUCAAGUUAAGGGGUGAGAUGUCCAGGCCAGUGCUGGAAAAGCCUCACAAGACAGCUUGGCUGACAUCUCACUCUGAGUCCAGCCUGCCUGAGGAGCACACCAGCAAAACCUCUGGUUUUGUGCCGCUGAUGCACAGGAGAACCAAGUCAUUGCCAUGUCAGCCAGCACAGAACGGAGAAGGGCUCCUCUGGCGUGGGAUGUCCUCUCCACACUGAUCAGGGCACGGGGAGCCCAGCAGAGCCAGAGCUCCACCUUAGGCUGCAGAACAGAGCUGCCUGGCCUGCUGGAAGUCCUAGUGGAGUAUUUCCAGCACUGCCUGAUGGAGAUCUUUGGAAUCCUGAAGGAAUAUGAGGUGGGAGACCCAGGGCAAAGAGCACUCUGUGGGUUGGAGAGCAGCAGCCGGCACUGGCAGAUUGGUGGCAGAGAUACCACUGAGCACAUCCAGACCCACUUUGAGAGCAAGAGGGAGUGCUCCACGGCUGACAGCAAACGAAAUGCUAGGGAAGGGGAGGCUCCUCCAUCUGACAGCUCCUCAAGCAUUCUGGAGGACGAACCUUGCGGCACAGACGAGACACCCCUCUGCCUCAUCCGCGAC